AUGGAAAAAACAUAUAAAGCUUUUUUAUUCGAAUGCGCCGGUAAACGUGAACCUGAGAAAGAACUAGAAGCUCAGAGAUGGAUUGAAGCAGUCAUCGGUGAAAAGUUCCCUUCAGACCUUCCCUACGAGUUAGCUCUUCGCGAUGGCAUCAUACUCUGCAAGUUGAUGAACAGGCUUCAACCCGGUAUCAUCACCAAAGUUAACGUUUCGGGUGGCGAUUACAAGUUCAUGGACAAUAUUAAUCAGUUUCAAAAAGCAUGCGUUAAAUAUGGUGUACCAGACGUUGACCUGUUCCAAACAACUGACCUCUGGGACCAGAAGAACAUUGCUCUCGUGACUCAAACAAUCUUCGCUAUUGGCAGAACGGCAUAUAAACAUCCAGAAUGGCGCGGCCCCUGGCUCGGCCCUAGGCCCGCUGAGGAGAACCGACGAGAGUUCAGUGAGGAUGUGCUCCGUGCCGGUGAAACUGUAAUAGGUCUGCAAGCGGGCACUAAUAAAUUAGCUAGUCAGUCUGGACAGAACUUCGGUGCGUCUCGGAAAAUAAUUCUUGGCAAGUGA
Parnassius apollo (apollo) is the source of this 558-nucleotide messenger RNA. NCBI's taxonomy places the organism in Eukaryota, Metazoa, Arthropoda, Insecta, Lepidoptera, Papilionidae. The record is from the annotation of a GenBank genome assembly.